AUGGCUACACCUAAUCCGGGCGUACUUAUUCUACUUAAUGGUUAUCCAGGAGUUGGUAAAUCAAGUGUAGCGAAAGAGUUAUUGAAAAUCAUGCCAAACGCGAAAUUACUUGAAUAUCAUUCUCUCAGAGCUGUUAUUGAUCCUUUGAUAGAUAGGGAAAAAGAUACGGAUAGAUGGAUGGAAAUGAAGAAAAGUUUACUUCAAACAUUACUUAACAACCUAGGAAAUAAUCCACCGUCAUCUUCUUUGAAUCAACAGCCACCCAUAUAUAUCAUAACAUCACAUUUAUGCGCUACACCAAGAAGGUUAUCGGUUUUACAUUCACAUUUAUCAAGUUUACCUUUGAUUCAUAUAAUCUUAACGUGUUCAACUGAAACGAAUCUGAAUAGAUUAAGAUCAUCUUCGAGGAUCCAAUCUAAUUUGAAUUUGAAUUCUACCCAUACUUCCAGCUACAGAUUGAAAGGUGAUGGUAAUGGAUCCUCUCCAUCCUCAUCGAGUAUUGCCAGCGGCAAUCGCGUUAAUACUCUACGAGAGAUAACGAACGAGAACAGACGUGGGAAUGCAAGUAGAAAUGGAAAUGGAAAUGGAAAUGGAAAUGGGCGUGAUGAAGGGAACGAUUCAAGUCCAAACGAAAAUAAUACGAAAAAAGGGAAGAUAAUCGAUGAAAGUACCUUGUACGAAUUACGCAUGGAAGAGGAAUUAGGCAGAUUUUACGCUUCGGGUGGAACGAAAUCUGCUGGAAGUGGAUCCUUAUUAUCAGCAUCAUCAUCAUCAUCAGUAAAAAUUAUUGAUAACAAAAUUGAUCUGAAAGAAAAAGGUUUAUUAGGUGAAUAUGAAGUGAACACUGAAAAUUUAGAGAUUAAUCAAACAGCUAUGAUAGUAAGUGAAUAUAUCAUUGAAGCUUUGAGAGAAACUGGUUGGUGGGUUAGAUUAAAUCCUCAAAGAAGUAGAUAA
Molecule: messenger RNA, 954 nt
Organism: Kwoniella shivajii
Lineage: Eukaryota; Fungi; Basidiomycota; Tremellomycetes; Tremellales; Cryptococcaceae
Exons: 3
Coding region: 1-954 (317 amino acids)
Source: RefSeq, a predicted model, not a curated record